UCCGUCACACCGGUUUGGGCAGGAACUCAGGGUUUUUGGCUGAAAACCCGGCUUCCAGCUAUGCACACUACUACUGGAGGAGACAAAAACGAACUGCCCUGGCAGCAGCGGCCCCCGGCAGCGCGGCGGCGGUUCCCGGCGGGGCCGCUUUCCCCGCAGCACCGCCCGGCCGGGGGAAGGGGAGCGGCGGGGCCGGGCCGGGCCGCGGGCAGGUACUUCUAAAGUCUGAUUUUAGAGGAAUUGCAAAGCUCUUUAAGGAUCUUCACACUGAACUGCAGGGAUUAUUGAUCCUGCCUAAUUUGUCAAUGAUGUUUUGUGCUUCUGAUCCCUCGGCCUGCUUAAGAUCUGCUCACUGCUUUCUUCCGGCUGAAGUAAAGCCAGCCGGAGAGGCGUCUGCCCGCAGCUUUCCUCGGCUGGUAGUUGUUGGAAUGGGAAGAACCUGCAGGUAAGAAAUGGCAGUUUCUCUAUGGAAAAAAAUAUUUCAGACUACAAAGGAAAGGAUACUACAGCAGAGAAGGGUAUCACUGUAUAAUAUUGCUCAUGGCUACGAGGAAGAAUUGAUAAAGAAGAAACUGCAACAGUUUGCUGGUGGAUCCAUCAACCUUUCCAAAGAAGAUAAUGGCAUUGGAAUACUUACCUUGAACAACCCACAGCUAAUGAAUGCCUUCACAGGCACUAUGAUGCUAGAACUCCAGGAGAAGGUAGCUGAACUGGAAAACUGGAAGGAUGGCAAAGGCCUUAUCAUCUGUGGUGCAGGAAAUACUUUUUGUUCAGGAUCUGAUUUGAAUGCUGUCAAAGCAAUAUCCAACUGCCAGGAUGGGAUGAAUAUGUGCAUGUUUAUGCAAAACACCUUAACCAGACUCAUGAGAUUGCCAUUGAUCAGUGUUGCACUAAUCCAAGGAAAAGCUAUUGGAGGAGGAGCAGAGCUUACCACAGCAUGUGAUUUCAGGCUGAUGACGCCUGGCAGCGAAAUUCGAUUCGUCCAUAAGCACAUGGGUCUGGUUCCCGGCUGGGGAGGAGCUGCCAGGCUGGUGCGAAUCGUUGGCAGCGGGGCUGCCCUCCGCCUGCUGAGCGGGGCCCUCAAGGUGGACCCCGAAAGAGCGCUGCGCCUCGGGCUUUCGGAGGAAACCUUGCUGCCUUCAGAGGAAAGCAGAUCUCUAGAAGAAGCUCGAGCCUGGCUGAGUCAGUACACAGAGGGUCCGGCUAGUGUGAUUCGGGCUGUGAAACAGGUGGUCACAGCAGGAAGAGAGCUACCUCUGGAAGAUGCCUUACGGACAGAGAAGGACGUUUUUGGAACUGUGUGGGGUGGGCCUGUCAAUUUGCAGGCACUGGUUAGAAGGCCAAAACAUAAAUGAUGGUCAAUGCAUAAGGAAUGUUCUUGAUAUUUUGCAAAGCUUUCACUGAAACAGGUGUUAAAACUGAAUCAUUUAAUGCCAGUUCUUAACAUUCCUGUCAUUCGUGUCUGGCAGACAUAUUUGGUGUGCAACCGCAGAGAAAUUGCCAGAAAAUUUACUGUUCUAAUCACCCACUGAAUGGAGAUUAGUGAAAUUAGUAUGUAAAGGUAAAUACUGUGCUGAGAAUAGAACUAUAAUGCUUUUGGAAUGAGGCUGAAGAUUAUUUUCUUUGGAGUUAAUUUUGUUUUUCUAACUGGUAUGGAAAUGAUUUGCUUGAGAGAUGAGAGGUUUAUUUAUUUACAGAGCAGGUGCACCUAAAGCUGUAAAACCUGACUUCCCAAACAUGUGGCCAGUGUCUUAAAGCAACUUUGUAGGGAUGGUAACUGGUGAGAUGAUAUUUUUUUCUGUUUUCAUCUUCAGUCAGUUCUGGGUAUAAUUGCUGAGAAAGUGAUAUGGCAUUUUUAAUGGUGAUUGUUAUAUAGAAGCAGCUCUAGCUCACUGAAGAGCUUGUAGCCCUUGUUCACUGACAUGGAUCCAAAUCUUUAAAUGCAUUUAGGUGUCUACUGACUGUUUUGGGAACCAGAGAUCUUACAUAUAUAUCUGCACAUUCCCACAGCCUGGAUCUGAUACUGAGCACGUGUAAAGCUGCUGACCUGAUUCUUCACUUAAAAUCAAGCUGAAAUCUUAGAAAGCCACGAUGCGUAAUGCUCCCAGAUGGUAUUUUGUUGACUGGAUGGUCUCAGUACUUCAGCAUUCUGGAAGGACUUGUCUGCCUUUUAAAGUACAUUUACUCACAGGGCACAUUUGGGCUGUGAAAGACCAGACAACUUGGAACUUGAUAUCCAUGCCAGUGACUGUGUGAAUAACCAGAUAAUUCAGUGGGGACAGUAUUUGCUUUAAAAAUUAGAAACUGAGACUGAGUCCCUGCUUUGGGAGAUGAUUCUUGAUUUAAAAUGAAAUAUAUUUGGUAGCAAAAAUGUACAGACAUAUCCAUGACUGAGAGUUUCCUGUAUUGUUGAUUAAAAGGCACUUAUCUC
Molecule: messenger RNA, 2431 nt
Organism: Cygnus olor (mute swan)
Lineage: Eukaryota; Metazoa; Chordata; Aves; Anseriformes; Anatidae
Gene: ECHDC1
Product: ethylmalonyl-CoA decarboxylase 1
Exons: 8
Coding region: 453-1355 (300 amino acids)
Biological process (GO): fatty acid beta-oxidation
Cellular component (GO): cytosol
Molecular function (GO): enoyl-CoA hydratase activity
Source: RefSeq, a predicted model, not a curated record